AAACAGAGUGACACCACAAACUCACCGGCUUCGCAACGGUGUGUUGAGUGGCAAUGUAUCCUUUGAAUUCUCCAAUAUGAUAUCCACUUCCCUCCUCCUCCAAUAAUACGUUCCUUACCAACUCCUCCAGCAACUUCCAAGUUCCAUCCACUCCCGAUGACCAGCACAUCCCAAGAGCGCGAUUGCAGCCUAUAACACCCCGUCCCCAACCGAUCUUUUGAAUACGGCCAUUGGAUCAUGGCAGACUUCUUUGCAGGCGGUAUAGGUGGCGGCGAGGGAAUCGGUGGAUUCCCUUUGGAGCAAUGGUUCUUCGAGACGCCGGUAUGCACACGCUGGUGGACAACUGCAACUGUUAUUACGAGCGUUCUCGUGCAAUGUCACGUCCUCACACCUUUCCAACUAUUCUACAGCUACCGAGCCGUAUUUCAUAAGAGCCAGUACUGGCGUUUGAUAUCCACCUUCCUCUACGUUGGCCCCAUCAACCUCGACCUCCUCUUCCACAUCUUCUUCUUGCAGCGCUAUUGCCGGUUCCUAGAAGAAUCCUCCGGUCGAUCUGCAGCGCACUUCGCGUGGCUGAUGGCGUACGCAUCCAUCACCCUUCUAUGCAUCGCACCCUUCUUCUCCAUUGCGUUCCUCGGAUCGGCGCUGUCCAGCACACUGGUUUAUAUCUGGAGUCGGCGGAACCCGGAUUCUUUGUUGAGCUUCCUUGGCCUGAUCGUGUUCCGAGCGCCCUUUCUGCCAUGGGUGUUGAUCGCGUUCGGCGUCAUUUUCUCGAACACGGUGCCCAAAGACGAGGUCUGCGGUAUUGCCGUAGGACACGUUUGGUAUUAUUUCAACGACAUCUACCCGCGACUGCAUAAUGACCAUAGACCACUCGAUCCUCCGCAGUGGUGGGUUCGAUUGUUCGAGGGCGAUCCGCAAGAGCAUGGGGAGGAACCGACUCUAGAUGACCUCGUUCCGGAGGCCAAUGUAGAUGCUGCGACAGCGAAUCAGGGCGACGGUAAUCUUAGACGGCGCAAUCCUGGUGAAGAAGAAGUUCCCACCGAUGCAUAGAAACGCAUCCAUAGACGAAAUGAGACCUUUUCUUGUAUACAAGCCUUGCGACUAGUAUCCUGCGAUGUACAGAUCGAGUGAUGUAUGUGCAUCUAAUUCUGGAACCUCACAACCACUCAAUCGUUGGCAUAACUGCCUGCACUCGAUGGUGAGAUAUUGGUGACAGAUGGACCGCCAGGUCUGGUAUUCUCGUUGUUUGGUUUCCCGAAAAUUGCC
Eremomyces bilateralis CBS 781.70 is the source of this 1269-nucleotide messenger RNA. RefSeq names its product ER membrane protein. Bases 238 to 1053 code for a protein of 271 amino acids. The transcript has 3 exons. Gene Ontology annotation, cellular component: endoplasmic reticulum membrane; Hrd1p ubiquitin ligase ERAD-L complex. Gene Ontology annotation, molecular function: misfolded protein binding; ubiquitin-specific protease binding. The record is from RefSeq and is a predicted model, not a curated record. NCBI's taxonomy places the organism in Eukaryota, Fungi, Ascomycota, Dothideomycetes, Eremomycetales, Eremomycetaceae. Gene Ontology annotation, biological process: endoplasmic reticulum unfolded protein response.